Parnassius apollo (apollo) is the source of this 489-nucleotide messenger RNA. NCBI's taxonomy places the organism in Eukaryota, Metazoa, Arthropoda, Insecta, Lepidoptera, Papilionidae. The record is from the annotation of a GenBank genome assembly.
AUGCUGACCGCUACGCGGGUGAUUGGUCGAAAGGCCUUAGAGUGUUCUGGUCUGACUUCGGACUUUUCUACACACAGAAAUUUUACUACAAUUCUGAAAAAUGUUGCAGCGCCUACGGUCCCAAUUUAUCAACGCCAUGCAGUGCAAUACAGACAAAAAUCGGAUGGAGUCCGUGGUGCUGUUAUUGGUAUUGAUUUGGGUACCACCAACUCUUGUGUUGCCGUCAUGGAAGGAAAGUCACCUAAGGUGGUGGAAAACAGCGAGGGUUCUCGGACCACACCCUCUCACGUAGCGUUCUCAAAGGACGGUGAGAGGCUCGUGGGUAUGCCUGCCAAACGCCAGGCUAUCACCAACAGUGGCAACACCUUCUACGCAACGAAAAGACUGAUCGGCCGCCGCUUUGACGAUCCCGAAGUCCAGAAAGACAUGAAGAAUCUCUCAUAUAAAGUUAUCAGGGCUUCAAAUGGUGAUGCUUGGGUUCAAGGUUAG